AUGGCAUCUGAAUCACCCAGUAACUGGCAAGACCUCGUCGCCAUCAAACGUCAUGAAUGCGAACAGAAGAUACCCUCGGAUUGGCGUCUGAGUGCAGACCAGCUGGCAUUUGCGCAGGAAUCCCCGCGUCUACUCGAUAUUGAUCUUCCUCGUCGCAGUGGUCUGCUCUCCGAGAUCGAAUUGGAUAUCACGGAAAACUAUACCGCAAGUCAGCUAUUGGUCAAGUUAGCAUCAGGGCAGACUAGCUCGUUGGCUGUUACAACUGCGUUUUGUAAGAGGGCUGCUAUUGCGCAGCAGGUUAUCUCAUGUCUUACGGAGACCUUCUUCCCCCAGGCGCUGGAGCGUGCGAAGUACCUGGAUGAGUACCUCCAGAGGGAGGGAAAGCCCAUUGGGCCCCUACACGGUCUACCGAUCAGUCUAAAAGACAGUUUCUGUGUGGAGGGUGUGCAGACAACAAUUGGAUUUGUCGCAUUUCUCGAGAACGAACCCGCGAAGAAAAACUCAGGAUUAGUGAGCAUGCUACUGGAGCUUGGCGCAGUGCUAUACGUGAAGACGAACAUUCCCCAGACAAUGAUGACAGCAGACUCGGAGAACAACAUCUUCGGCCGCACCCUCAACCCACACAACACAAUCCUAGGAGCUGGCGGAUCCAGCGGCGGCGAGGGUGCACUAGUAGCAUUCCGAGGAUCGGUGUUGGGCGUGGGCACCGACAUCGCCGGCUCAAUUCGCAUCCCCGCACUAUGCUGCGGCGUAUACGGCUUCAAGCCAACAAACGACCGUAUCCCCUUCGGCGGACAGGUCUCCGGCGCCGUGAAGGGGAUCCCAGGACUUAGUCCAGCAGCAGGUCCGCUGGCCCAUAGUAUCGCCGAUCUCAAGCUACUGAUGAGCUCUGUCGUCGCCGACGGCCAAGCGUGGAAGUACGAUUUUUCUGCCGUUGGGGUCCCGUGGCAAGCUGUCCCGUCUGGUAUCAACGCCAGUGGAAGCUUAACUAUUGGUGUGCUUGCUGAGGAUAAGUAUUUCUUGCUCCACCCGCCUGUAAAGAGGGCCCUAGAGCGGGCCGUUGAGGCCUUGAAGCGCGCAGGACAUCGUAUUAUCCGACUUGGUGGUGAAGAUGAAGCACAGAGCCUGGCAUAUGCGUCGCGCCUUGCCUUCCAAUAUUUUACCUAUGGCCCACAGAAAGCUAUUAUUGAGGCUAGUGGCGAACCUAAGAUAACUUCGCUUGCUAAGAAUGCGUCGCCGAUGGGCUCUGGUCCGCCCAUUGCCCAGCAAGGUCUAGGACCAUUUGAGAGUAUCCUGGCGUUGCAUGAGGCUCGCCUACGGAUUCAUGAGGCCUGGAGGCAGACGUGGGUCGAUCAGAAGCUUGAUGUUGUCCUCGCUCCUGGAGCUCAGAGUACAGCGGUGGCCCAUGAUAUGUAUGGAUGGCCUUCUUAUACGGUGCUAUGGAAUGUUUUGGAUUAUCCCGCAUGCAUUAUUCCAUAUGGCAAAGCGUCCAAAGAACUUGACCCUGAGCCUAUGAAAACAGCCGAUGAUGCGCAACCGGACUAUCGCCCUGAUGAGGUAGACGGCGCUCCAUGCGCUAUCCAGGUCGUCACGCCGCGUUUCCAAGAUGAGAAGUGUCUAUGGGCAGCGGAUAUCAUCGACCGAGCAUUGGCCGUUUAUGGCAAGGAAUAA
This is a messenger RNA of Penicillium vulpinum, 1671 nucleotides long. RefSeq names its product general amidase GmdB (gene gmdB). The transcript is spliced from 5 exons. Bases 1 to 1671 code for a protein of 556 amino acids. Lineage: Eukaryota; Fungi; Ascomycota; Eurotiomycetes; Eurotiales; Aspergillaceae. The record is from RefSeq and is a predicted model, not a curated record.